AUGGAGCAGUACGAGGUGAUACAAGAGAUUGGGCGGGGGACAUUCGGCACCGUUACUCUUAUGCCGGCCAAAACUGAAGAUGAAUGGGGUCGUUAUGAGAUGGAGCUGCACUCUAGGAUAGAACAUCCGUUCAUUGUAGAGUACAAAGGUUCAUGGGAGGAAGAGGAUGGCACGGCAUGCCUACUCUUGGAUUAUUGUGAAGGAGGAGACAUGUAUAAGGCUAUAAAGAAGGCUAAUGGUGUGUUUUUCCUGGAAGAGAAGCUAUGCAAGUGGUUUGUUCAGCUUCUCAUGGCUCUUGAUUACCUGCACAGAAACUGCAUUCUUCAUCAGGAUAUCAGUCCUAAAAACUUCUUUCUCACGAAAGAUGACGACAUUCGUCUUGGUGACUUUGGAUUUGCAGAGGAAUUGGAUUCCCCGGACGACCUUUCUGAUAAGGUUUGUGGAUGUGUAGGGUUUAUGUGCCCUGAGAUGGUUUCUUGGGUACCUCACGGUCCAGCAUCAGAUAUUUGGGCUUUAGGUUGCUCUAUGUACCAAAUGGCUUCUUUUGAGACUGCAUUUUCACUCGGAGACCCAUUAUUUGAAAACACAUUAGAAGGUCAGGAAGAGCUGAACAGGAGAAUAAAAGAAGUCCCAGUGUCUCCACUUCCAACCGAAUAUUCCGGUGCCUUUCGAAGUCUCGUCGACAGGAUGUUGGAGAAGGACCCAGCAUUGCGGCCAACGGCAGGGGAGUUGCUGAAGGACCCGCAUCUCGAGCCAUACGUCCUCGAAGUAAAGGCAAAAAUCAAUGGCUUCCUUGGAGAUAAUAAGACACUAGUAGUAGGAAAUGCCACAGCUGGAGAGGAUGAAGAUGGAAGAUUCUGCAGCAACUCUUCCCCGUCACACGAAAAUGCGGCGACGGCUGGAGCCUCGUCUUGCCGGGAGAUUGAGGAUGCCCUGAGGUUGCUGGAGUUGAGCGCCGAGGGUGGUGGAGGACCGGAAGAAUCGAAUGAAGGACAGCAGUGCCGCCGGAAUAAGUGA
Molecule: messenger RNA, 1017 nt
Organism: Linum trigynum
Lineage: Eukaryota; Viridiplantae; Streptophyta; Magnoliopsida; Malpighiales; Linaceae
Source: the annotation of a GenBank genome assembly